UCAAACACUUCAACUUCAAUGCUAUCAGAACUAAAAGAAUAAAACUAACAUUAGAAGAAGUAGAGCACUUUGAAAAUUCUCCAGAAAAUAUUGACAUUGAACUUAGCUAUGCAUCUGCUACUGGACCUGGUGCAAAAUUUGUUCAAAUAUGUAAUUUCAGUACUGGGAAUAAAGUAAAAGUUAGUGAAGGUGAACCGAUACAUUUGUAAGGAAAAAUAGUUUCUAUUGAUAUUAAUAAAAUAAUGCCAAGCCAUAAGGAGUUAAAUGAACCCAUAGAUUUCAUGGCCUGUGAAUUGAGGAAGUAUUUAACAUUGGAGAUCAUGAUAAAGUCAUUGCGGGUAAAUAUGAAGGAGACACCGGUCUAAUUGUGUGAAUUGAAGAAAAUCGUGUCGUUUUGUUUUCUAACGUAUCAAUGCAUGGACUUGCAGUGCUACCAAUUUUAUUUAUUUCUCUGAAUAAUUCAAAGGCAACUGCUUUAAUCAGUCGUAGCAACAAUGUCGUGGAACAACUUUGACAAUUCGACGGCGGCCGAGGGCGGCUUUAUGAACACGACGGUGAACGAUUCCACCGCUGGCGAGGACAAAACCAACCUGAAACGCGGCCAGAACUGCGUACCUGUGAUGAUAGCACACCUAGUGCGAUACGGCGAGAAGCUCACCGUCUGGGGCACUCCUGUCAGGGUCGUCACCUUCGUCGGCCUCCUCCGCACAAUCAAGCCCACCAGCACUAAGGUCUCCUUCGAAUUCUCCGACGACACCAGUAACAUAUCAGGACGGAAGUGGUCGGAGGGCGAUUCAGCCAACUAGUCUCUAACGAAAGUUAAUUCAUAUGCCAGGGUGCAUGGGAUGAUCAGGGACCAGGGUGUAGAUCACUACGUCCUCACUGUCAAUAUGUAGCCUAUGGACCAUCUCAUGAAAUUGCUGUCACAUCAUAUGGAGGUGACACUUAUGAGUUUUCAGGAAAAUAGCAUGGUUAACAAAGUAGCCAACAAUGACCACUCUAUGGGCAAUCAGUCAGUGUAAAAUGGAUCGGUUAAUAAUAGCAACGCAAACUCUGGUCUCAAAUGACAACAGCAGAUGGUACUGGAUAUCAUUGAGAAUAGUGAUCCAGAGUUUGGGGCUGAGAGGGAUCAGAUUAAGACUGCAAUGGCUCCAAAUAUUCCUCCUCAAAUGGUGGACGAGAUUCUGGAAUUUCUGUCUGCUGAAGAGAUAUAAGAAAUCAAAAAAUGAUCUGUCGAGACUCGACAUAAGAGGUAACCAAACUAAACCAAAUGAGCGGACAACUAAAUCAACCCAACGACGUCAUGGCGCUAGUCUUCAUGAACAACAAAGAGAUAGAGCAAGAAAUAGCGAA
Molecule: messenger RNA, 1353 nt
Organism: Nasonia vitripennis (jewel wasp)
Lineage: Eukaryota; Metazoa; Arthropoda; Insecta; Hymenoptera; Pteromalidae
Product: replication factor A protein 2-like
Exons: 4
Biological process (GO): double-strand break repair via homologous recombination; nucleotide-excision repair; DNA replication
Cellular component (GO): DNA replication factor A complex; site of double-strand break; chromosome, telomeric region
Source: RefSeq, a predicted model, not a curated record